Chenopodium quinoa (quinoa) is the source of this 2822-nucleotide messenger RNA. RefSeq lists its product as uncharacterized. Gene Ontology annotation, molecular function: calmodulin binding. The record is from RefSeq and is a predicted model, not a curated record. The coding region runs from base 807 to 2549 and encodes 580 amino acids. Lineage: Eukaryota; Viridiplantae; Streptophyta; Magnoliopsida; Caryophyllales; Amaranthaceae. The transcript is spliced from 3 exons.
AGAUUGCACCCCCAAAAAGUAUCACAACAGAUUUUAGAUUGCAAAAAAAAAAAAAAAAAAAAAAAAAAAAAAAAAAAAAAAAAAAAAAACCUUCAAAUCUUUCGCACUCAAAAGUCACAAACACUGUCAUUCCCACCUUCCCCCUUUCAAUACGGAGCAGUAUAUGCAACAAACAAACAACCAGAUUCAAAUCUUAAAAAGAGUUCAGAGUUCAAAAAACACGAUAACCCAUCAAAUCACAAUCUCAAUUAAUUGUAAUCUAAUAGGCUUUGGGUUAUUGACGAUAACCCAUCCAAUCACAAUCUCCAUUAGUCGUAAUCUUAUAGGCUUUGGAUUAUCGGGUAUAUACCGUAUAUCAUCGGGCGUCCUGUCGUGUCGUGUCGGUCCCUCAAAUUCAGUAUUCAUCCUCCAUAGUUGGAAUUGACCCAGCAACUGUACAAAAGGUUGCUUCCACGAUCUCUUUCCUCUGCUUAGAAUCCAUCAAAACUUGCACUAUUUACUCCAAAUAUACUACUUCUAUAUUUUUUCAUACUCAAAAAAGUUUAAGCCUUUAAGCAUUUUGAACGCAUUCUUCCUUUCUUUCUAGUUUCUACCAAUUUUUACACCCACCGCUUCCUUGCCGACCCUCAAAAAAAUUUUUAAAUUAGAAAAUAGAAAAAGGGUUUUCUAAUAGAUUCUGAAGAAAAUCGUUUGUGGAGUUGAAGAAGGCUGAUUGUUUUUUCAUCAACAAAAGUGAACUGGUGAAGUGUUUUUUUAUUAUAAUAUAAAGAUCAUAGACUGUGAAGUUGUCUUGCCCUUCCUCUAUAAUGGCAGUGGAAAACGAUGAUGUUCCAGCUAGCAAUGAAGCAAACAAUAGCAAUGAAGACAAAUCACUAGAUCACUCUACUGGAAAGCCUCGCACCACUAAGAAAGUUCCUCAUUAUCUUAGAGUGUCUACUGGUUCCUGCCAUGAUGCCUGCAAGCAUGGGAUUACCCACAAUAAGCCAAUUCGCCCUGAAAGGAGGAGAAUGUCAGCACCACUUCCGCAUGGAAAAAAGACAGUAAAGAUUGAAAUAUAUGUUGAUAAAAAGGUUCAAAAAGCAGUUCAGUCUAACGACCUUGCACUUCCAUCAGCCAAAGAGUCUGCUCCUGCUAACAAUAAAUUGAUGAGAAAUUUACAGUCAUCUAGGAAAUCCCCUGUCCAUGAUUCGUCAAAAGUAGCUAAGCUAGAAGCGAGAUCAUCUAUCAAAUCUUCUUCACCUGAUGCUCCAAAAGUGGUCAAGAAGGUAGUUCCAUCCUCUGGAAAGUCAUCUUUGCCCAAUGCCUUGAAAAUCUCAAAGCAUGAAGUUGCUUCAACUGCUAAAAAACCAGUUUCAUCAAAUCGGAUACCUUUAAAUCCUAGGGAAAGGAAUGUUUCUGAGGGUCCUUUGAAACUGAACAGUUGGGCUAAGAAGCCAUCACCUUCAACCAAUACCAUGAAGAUCUCAAAGCCAGAAGUUGCCUCAGCUGCAAAAAAGAGUGUUUCAUCAAAGCGGACUUCUAUAAAUUUUGAGGAAAGGAAUGGUUCUGUAGGUUCUCCGAAGCCAAACGGUAGGGGUGAGAAGCCAUCAUCUUCCCUAAGCUCCUUAAGAUUAAGGAGCAAGCAGACUAGUGAGACUAAAAGUGGUGCUAAUCUAAGAACCUCUAGAGUUGCUGUCGUGAAGACUCAGGCUCCUUCAGCUGCCUCAUUGUCUCUAAGGACUUCGAAAGUGGAGGUGAAAAAACUCUUGCAUCCAACAACAGCUGGCGGAGGCCCUAAAGAACAGAACCGGAGAGGUCUAGCUUUUGUCAAGAAUCAGAUGUUAGCUAAGGUAGCUGAACCCAAGGAGCUUGCUGAUGAGAAGGUUGAGGAGAAAACAGUGCAUAUGAUUGAGACUGAGGAUAAUCCUUCAACUGCUCCUGAUACAGGCCUCUUGAUUCAAUCUCCUUCUCCUUUGUCACCAGAGUCGCUUAAUUCAUCCUCCCAAGGAAAUUCUCUCUCUUUCACUUCUCGUGAGGUUGAUGACCGGUGUGAGUUGGAUUCAGAGUAUACUGAUAGUGAUGCUGAGGGCUCAGUCUCUAACUACAAUAGCUCUGGUGAUUCAAAAGCAGCUGAUAGCUUAAAAGACGGAAAGGAACUGACACAUGAUUCUGAGGGUCGGGACCCUGCAUCUUUAAAGCUGAAGUUUCGGAAGGCAAAGGUGGUUGAACAACAAUCUGAAACCAACAUUCCGAGAAGGCUACGAUUUAGGAAAGGCAGGACCUUGGGUGAUAAGCAAGAUACUAAUGGUAGGGCCCACCGGAACAGCUACAAGGAAAGGGCUGCUGAAUGUAACAAAAAGGAGGCAGAAAUUGGUGUGGCAAAGGUUAAUUUGAAGCACCAAGAAAUGGAGACUAAGAAAGAUGAGCAAGUUUCAUAUAAUAAUGUGAUCGAAGAAACUGCUAGUAAGCUUGUUGAGAAGAGGAAGAGUAAAGUAAAGGCUUUGGUGGGUGCUUUUGAAACGGUCAUAUCUCUCCAGGAACGCAAACCAUCUGCUGCUGCUGAUAGAUGACACUUGACAACUUGACCAUUUCUAAUUAAAUUUGUGUUACUGAGAGACUCAUUGGUGCGAGUAACUAACAACGGUUUGAAUGGGAAAGCUUGCAGGUUGCAGCCUCUAUAAACUUUGAUAGGUUAAAAAUGUACUUCUGACUUUAUUUUUAAGUCCCUUAUGGACUUAGUUUGGAAGAGCCGAUGACUUUUAGGCUUUUAGGAAUGAAAAUUGUAAAUGAACUGAUUUCUUAAAUAAAUAAAUAAUAUGGUAUGGUUGGUGAUGGCUAUGUAA